UUUCCAUUUUGUUGGCUGUUACUGGAUUGUAAAUUUUUUUUGGUUUAAAAAUUUAACGGGGAAUUCUAUUAGGUCGCUCCGUUCGGAGCUACUCGGUUAUCUUAUUCUCAUGGCUGUCUUCCAAUUUUUAAACCCGCCAAUCUUUCUUCUCAUUUAAUUUUAAAGUUUAUUUUCUACUUUUCAGUCAUCUAAUCCCAUUGAAUUUGUUAACAAUACAAGAAAACGUAAAAUGUCUCCACAAGAAGCAACAACUUCAUCAGAAUUAUGUCUCAAAAUAAAGGAAAAUACAGAAUCUAAUAGAAUAUUACCAAACUUUUUAAAAUCUCCAAGUUUCCGUUUAAAUACAUUAAUUCAAAACAAGGAAAACGAGAAUAAACGAAUUGGAGUUUGGUUAAGUACUUCUUUAAAACAAUUUUCAAAGCCAUUAAUAUCUACAGAAUUAAUGAAUUUUUGUAGAAUAAUUCCAAAUAAUUUUCAAUUAGAAGAGCCUUUAACAACAAAGCUACCAAAAAUUAAAAGGUUUAAUGGUCAAGGUAUUGUUGAUGAAAUAAACGAAAAAAUUGGACAAAAUUUACUUGAAUGGAUUGAAAAUUCGUUGAAUAGGUAUUUUGGAUUUUUGUUUGGGAUAAAUCAAUAAAUAAAUGGAUAUUGGAAGGAUAUUUGUGUCUGAGGAAGUUAGAUUGAGAGGAAAAUUUAAGGAGAUUAACUGCAUCGGUUAGAUGACAUUUGAUUAUUUUACGGAUCUUAAAUAGGGUUGUCAGUUCUGGGUCAAAAAAAGGAUUGAGGAUU
Messenger RNA from Meloidogyne enterolobii, 789 nucleotides. The record is from the annotation of a GenBank genome assembly. Lineage: Eukaryota; Metazoa; Nematoda; Chromadorea; Rhabditida; Meloidogynidae.